This is a messenger RNA of Scomber japonicus (chub mackerel), 1823 nucleotides long. Its product is annotated as interleukin-18 receptor accessory protein-like. The transcript is spliced from 12 exons. Gene Ontology annotation, biological process: interleukin-18-mediated signaling pathway. Bases 41 to 1720 code for a protein of 559 amino acids. NCBI's taxonomy places the organism in Eukaryota, Metazoa, Chordata, Actinopteri, Scombriformes, Scombridae. Gene Ontology annotation, molecular function: interleukin-18 receptor activity. The record is from RefSeq and is a predicted model, not a curated record.
AAUUGGAUACGUUCUACUUUUUUUAAUCAUUACCACUUUCAUGGAGGGAUGCUGUAUGGACAAUCAUCCAAAGAAAACAGCUCUUCAGCAAAAUAUUACACGAACACAUUUCAGAGUGGUGAAGGGGGAAACCUUUUUGAUACCAUGCAACAACACACACAAGGUAGUGUGCUCCAGAGUUGAAGGGGAGGGAAAGGAAAGCCUGUCCUUUGACUGUGGGAGGCAGCAAUCAACUGAAGAAAAGCAUUCUGGGAAUUAUACAUGCCUUUUAAGCGACAGCGAGUUCCAUCUACAGGUAGUGGAGAAAACCAGUCUGCUAUGCUCCGAGCCUGAGGAAACUCAGUUAACCCUGGAGGUGGCAAAAGGUGGGAAGAUUCCCUGCCCGGGUCUCAGCUGUUACAGCAGACACGUCCUCUGGUACAAGAAUAACAAAGAUCCGUGUGAGAAAAGAGCCUGCGAUAACAGGAAUGGUGUGUUAACGCUCCUCACAGUCAGUGAACAUGAUAGUGGUGUAUAUUUCUGUGAUAGACAGAUAACUGAGCAAGGAGUCAUGUGGACCUUCAGGAGGGCUGUUCAUGUCCAAAGCAUACCAAGAAGCAAUCCAGUUGGUCCAAGGAUUUUGUAUCCUGCUGACAACAUGACAGAAAUAGUGGAGCUUGGUCAGAAUCACACUCUGAGAUGUAAAGUAGAUUCUCCUUUUGUGAAAGACUUUUUGCCGAAGGUGCAAUGGUACAUGAAUUACAAUGGCAACAUAAAGAAUAUGACUGAGCUACCCAUGGAGAGCCCAGAAGUCAGACAUCAUCAAUAUGAAAUAAUCACGGUGUUACAAAAAGCCAUCAUAACGGAGGUGACUUCACUACACUUGAACCACACAUAUACCUGUAUUGCCAGGAACACUUUCGGAAACAAAAGUGCCACUGUCAAGCUCAAGGAGAAAAUUGAAGUAAAUUGGCCAUCACUAGUUGGCUAUCCUAUUGCAUCUUUCCUGCUGGUGGCUGGGCUGGGAAUUGUCUUGCGUGUGAAAUGGCUGGAACUACAACUAAUCUACAGAACCCAUUUCCAACGUGGAAAACUUAAUGGAGAUGAGAAAGAGUUUGAUGUGCUCCUGUCAUAUGUGUGGAGUCCUCCAUCAGCAGAGGUGGAGGGAGGUUUGACCCUAUCCUCCACAUCAAGACCAAGCACCGAAGUGAAAUCAUGUCUGUCCAGCCCGGAGCCACUGAACAUGGAGGAGGGGAACACCCAGAGGGCACCAGAGGUGCUGCUCCGCCAAGUGUUAGAGGACCAGUGGGGGUAUCGGCUCUGUUUGCUGGAGAGAGACAUGGUUCCUGGAGAAGCAUAUACAAAUGAUGUGGUCCAUGCAAUACAGAGAAGCAAAAUGCUCAUCUGUCUCCUAUCAGAUGACUACCUCUCCAACAAUGAUGCUCUGUUUGUACUGGAAUCAGGCGUCCAGGCUUUGCUGCAAAAUUCUGCCCCCAAAGUCCUGCUAAUAUGGACCAGUAGAACCUCGACGUCCCUCAUCCAGCCAGACCCACCGCUGCCCUCAAUGGUCCAGAGGGCCUUGAAGGUGCUACCUAGUCUGAACUGGACCUUAGGCAAGCCUGCAAGAGCAACCAGCAACUUCUUGAGAUCGCUGAGGAAGGCGCUGGCCAAUCACAGAGUUGAGGCUAGAUCAAAUCAGAUAGUGUGGCAAAAACACCAGUCCUCCCAUUCUUUUAAAUAGGACCAGUGUGUUUUGGCCACGGGUGUUUUGAGAAGGGUUCAGCUCAUAGACUGUAAAAACCUAUGGACAUAGUUAAUGUGACAUCACCCAUUGAUAUAUGGAC